Molecule: messenger RNA, 15136 nt
Organism: Trichoplusia ni (cabbage looper)
Lineage: Eukaryota; Metazoa; Arthropoda; Insecta; Lepidoptera; Noctuidae
Gene: Bruce
Product: baculoviral IAP repeat-containing protein 6-like
Biological process (GO): negative regulation of apoptotic process; apoptotic process; regulation of cytokinesis
Cellular component (GO): nucleus
Molecular function (GO): cysteine-type endopeptidase inhibitor activity; ubiquitin conjugating enzyme activity
Source: RefSeq, a predicted model, not a curated record
CUGGCCACUCAUUACUAAAAUAUUUGACAUAAAAAAAUACAAUUACAAAUGGCGUUUACGUAGUGUAGACAGAUGUGUUCACGGCCACGAUGGGCGAUGAUUCUUUGAUAUUACGAGAAGAUGGUUAUAUACGUAUGAACUUUCCUGUUACUUCUCUAACUUAUCAUAGCAAUUUAAAUAUAAUUUUGGUGAAGACUGACGUAGGUGGUGUACACGUUUUGGAUGUGAACUCGGGUGUGAUACUGCAGUCCUCUUGUCUAUCAGCGGAUGAUACGAAUACGCUUGGGCUGGAAUAUGCUGCGGGCGCGGAUCGUGUGUUCGUGUGGGACAGCAGCGGUGUCGGUGCGCGCACCGACUACAAUGGAGUGCUUCUCCUGCACACGGCGCUGCAACGCCCGCUGCCGUCUUCACAACCCGACAAAAUCAUAAGGAUUGAACUUGUGCUAUCCGAGGCUGUGCUCCUAUACCAAUGUCUUCAGAGUCUAGACGCACACUCCAUCGAGGGUCUCACAGACUUCAUUAACGAACUGAAGAAAUCAAUCGACAUCGAACCUGUCAGAAAAGGUGUCAAAGCCCAAAAAUGGAGCACAGUGACGAUCUGCCUACCACAGUCCACCCUCCGGCUGGUGACGACGGGCGUCGUGCAGGAGCUGAAGGGCCAGAACCGGCGGAUACCGGCGCUGGCCAUCGCCUCGGCCGUCGGCCAGCGCGCUAACGAGCUGGUGCCCUGCUCCCGCGACGAGGAAACCCGCCCGCUCAUGUACAGCGAGGCCGAGAGGAAGGAGACCUUCAAGCGGUGGCCGCACAUGGACUACAAAUGGGCUCUCCCCGCUCGCAUGGCCCAGGCGGGGUUCUACCACCAGCCCUCGCCGAGCGGCGACGACCGCGCGAUGUGCUUCACGUGCCUCGUGUGCCUCGUCUGCUGGGAGAAGUCCGACGAGCCCUGGGUCGAGCACGAGCGACACUCGCCCAACUGCCCCUUCGUCAGGGGCGAGUACACGCACAAUGUGCCCAUCUCCGUUACCAACGCGACAGCAUGCGCGGUCCCCUGUACCAAUGUCACUGUAGUGUCAAAGGGCAACACGGGCGACUUGAUCGCGACUGGUACUCCGGAGGGCAAGGUCAACAUCUGGCGGUUCGACUGCGGACUCAAACUUGUUAAGUUUAUUCACCUGUCUCCGUAUGACUCAAUAUUCAGCGGAAUAUUAGCAACCGAUACUAAUAAAGUAUGGUCUGCCAGCUUGGAGAAAGAUAGUUCCACGUAUGGCGUCGAACUGACGGCAAUGGCAUUCGUCGGCAUGACGUCACAGCAAGAGACUUACCCACAGUCACAGAACAAUGAAAGCACAGAAAAGGAAACCAACACCAACAAAACGAAGCCGUCUCUCAUCUGCGCCGUCAUCAUCACCAGGACCAACACCACGCAGACAGACCAGCCCAUCAAAGAAGACUCCAGUAAAGCACUCUUCGACUCAGGAGCUGACAAAGAAAGCGUCCAAGCUAUGAAUGACCAAAACGAAGCUAAGAACAACCUAACAACAAAUAAAAUGCUGUUCCUACUAACAUAUGACAUACAUAGCUCGUUAGCCGGAUCAAUAACAACAGUAGUCCACACAUCCAACAGCAGUGGCAACUCCAAGCCGGGAGGUAGCAAGAAAGUUUGUGCCGUAGCAAGGACCGAUGACGCAAAUAUAUACGACGAAAUAUACUUCCAGUACUCUGACGAAGACACCGAGCUUCCACAAUGCACAAAUAGCUCGCUAGAUGAGCAGAUAAGUAAUGUUAUUAAUCUCAAUGCAUCGUCAAGCAAAGAGGAUUGUAAGAUGUGGGAACCCAAGAAGAUAAUACUUCCAAAGCAUUUCAAAGUCAUGCCGCCGCCGCCGCCGACUGCACUGCUGCCUGAGUUACAAGAGGCCGGACAAGCAACCAUGCUUGACUUCGUGGGCAAGAUCUCGCAGUUGAAAAGUUGGAAGAGUGGCAACUUGGACUCUGUCGGUACCAAACUCGCCGAUCAGACAGACGCUGUAUUACAACAGGCUGAUCCUAUAACCCACUAUCUUAACAUGAACGGACCUCUAGAGAUAUCAGACUUGAAGUGGUACGAAGGUGGAGAUGGUACCGAAAAAGCCAAAGUUACCACAUUCGGAGGAGGAAGUAAAGUUGGAACUCAGACUGCUAUUACUAACAGUAACAAUGACGGGUUCGAUAGCGAUCCACCGCAGGAAGAGGCUGUCUCACAAGGCAUUGCUAUACAGUGCCUCAGUCUUCCCGCAAAAUUGAACUUGAAAGACGAUUCUAAGGUCACACAUUUGUUACCAACAGAAGAUAAAGAGCAUUUACUCAUUGUAAUAUCAAGUAUUGAGCCCGAGAAGGUGAAGGUCCUCGGCCUCGAAGAGACGGAUAACGACGGUGACACUAAAAUGGAAGUUGAUGAAGUCAAUGAACCAAGUGAUAAACCGAAAAAUGAAGCUAAAGCCUACUUCAUUCUUUACAAAAUCAACAGUAAGACGUCAAUAUACACCUUGGAGGACAAUCCUGUGUCCGUCAAAGAGUUGCCGUUCAAUGAAAGCCCCGUAGACUUGUGCUUACUUCCCGCCGAUAAACACGAUCAGUAUUCCUUUGCAGCCGUCGGCAUCGAUGGCAGUUUAAGAUUGUAUUCCCUGCCAGAUUUCAAGACCUUGUCAGAAAAGCGAGUACCGAAGGGGCAGUUUACGUCGGUGGUGUUCUGUGCUUCAGUUGAGCGAUUAAGCGUUUCGACUAAACACGGAAUGAUUUACUUCUACGCUUUGAAUAACGGUGAAAAAGACUCCACUGGUGAUAUUGACGAAGACGAGUUCGCCAACAUUGAUUUCGAUAUGUUACAGCGAGCGCCGAGAGACGAAGUCUGUGGGCCUACACCAGCGCCCGUCAUUAUUGCAAACAAGACUGAACUAGACUUGUCAGAUUUAGAAACUUUGAUAUCUUUAACUGGGUAUUAUGGUACUAAUACAACAGUGCCUUACAGCGCGGUUGUGCCUGGCUUUUGGUGCGAGUUGUCGCCUGCACAGAGAUCAAGAUCUGACCAUCAGAACAAUAGGACUUGGAGAUUACAAAACACAUCAUCAACAUGGGAUGAACAUGUACUAGAACUCACUUUGCCAUAUAGCGUAUCAUUGGCUCACAUAGAGUUUGGCUUUACCUUACACUCGGCCUGCUCAGCAAAUCUUCCAAUAAUAUUAGUGACACUCUUGAAACAAAAUUUACAUGGCAUUGGCUAUAAGAAAGAUGCGUCUUUCGGUCAUCGACCAGACUCCCCCAUACAUUUCCCAGUUAUAGAUGCUGACAUGUCUAAUUUGGAGAAUCCAAUCAAUAGUGAAGAGUACUUGCAGGCACAUAACGCUGAAAUAUUAGCGGGGCCACUGUUACUGUCGUCAGGGCUGGACCUAACGCAACAAUCCGGAACAUUAGUUCUGACCAGUCCUCGCUUGUAUCGAGCUAGAGGAAGGACCUUCUUAAUCCAUAUCAAAACAAUGUUUGACCCAGCUAAAGACAUGAGUAAGGGGACCAAUAAAACUGGUGAGAGCAGCUUAAAGAAAGCUGGCUUUAUUGGGUGUGAUUGGCUGCACCAGAUCUCAUUGACGGUUCGCUCUAGUCCUCACACCGACGUGCCCAUGGAGAGACAGCAGCGGAUAGCGAUGCUAGAAUCAAAUAGUUUCUUGAACUCUCUGUGCGAAAUAGCCAUAAGCAGUGGAGAUCUUGAGAAGAGGAAUAUCGCAAUGGACCUACUGAUAUGGGUGGUAUCGAUAAGACUGCAACGCAUGCGGCUGGCUAAGACCGAGAAAGGCAAAGACAAGAGUGUGGAAACACAGCAGUUAGAGUGUGUAAAGAUCAUUGAGAAACAUGUAGAUGCCUUGAUCAAGAACUGUAUACUGUGUGCGAACAGAAGUAUGGCAAAGAAGUGCGUCAAGAUUAUUCUGAUAACUAGCGAGGGCGAAAAACAGCUGCCUAAGUCCCGCAAGUCGUCAUUCGAGACGACGCUGUCAACCAGCGUGUGCGAGUGCAUCCCGUACGUGGGUGCGAGCGUGUCGGCGGGCGCGCUGCGCUGGCUGGCCGCGCUGGCGCAGCAGGCCACGGGCCGCGCCACCGCGCCCGCGCUCGUCGCCAAGUGUCUGGCGCUGCUGGAGAGGACCUCGCGCUGUCUCACGGAUAGGCCUGAUGUGUACCACAGUCUAUUGAGAGCAAGGUUCGGCUUGUACGGUCUGCCGCUCGAGCGUACAAUAUUCGCAGUCGAUGUGCCGGAGUUAGGCCGCGGCACUUCCACUCCUGUGACGUACGCCAGCGUACUAGCGGGCGACACCAGCGUCCCUCCUGUCGCCAAACCCGACUACCAGCUGAAGGAACUGCUCAAUUUGCCACUUGAUAUGGACACCAAAAGCGGGCCUUCAUCUACCGCAUGGUGGGCUCAGAACAACGGCGUGGGCGUGUUCGGUGCGGGUCUGAGCGAGGCCAUGCCGCUGCACGUGACGUGCCACGUGGCCUCGGACGGCACCAAGCUGGAGUCCAGCGGCGCGCGCCACCACGCCGCCGUCGUCAGCUCGCUGCCCGGCGCCGGGCCCGGGGACCCCAGCCAGAUUUUUGCCCAGCAGCUGUGGUCAGUGGUUAAGGAAGGUCAGAUGAAGCAAUCAUCUCAAGACCCAGAUUCUUUAGAGGAUGUUGAGAGCUCUCUUAUGGAAUGUGACCCUCAUGAUAAGAUGGAGUUCAAUGAAGAAAAAUUGUUCAAGGAGCAGGAGCAGUGCGGCAUCCCGUGGGCGUCGCUGGUGACCCGCCCGCCGCAGCACACGCUGGUGGUGGAGCGCAUGCACUCGGGCGCGCGGCGGUACAUCGUGCUCGACUUCGGACACGCCGUGCGCCUUACCGAUGUCAUAAUACCGUCUUGCUCGGACCUGGUGACACUGUGCAUCGAUAUCUGGGUGACUGGCGAGGAGACGGACUGCGUGAAGCUGGCCUUCGCCACCGACAUCGCUACCAAGCACCUUGUGCUCACCGAUAUACAACCGCCGCCGCUCUGUCGGUAUAUGAAGAUAACCACGAUAGGCCGAUACGGUAUGUCCGCAAUGAAAUGUAAGAUCCCCCUCGGCUGGUUUUACGGCGAAGUGGCGGAGAUCGCGAACGUGCAGGCCUCCGUCAACGCGCUCAAUGCGCUGCACCAAGAUCUGACGUGCCGGUUCAGAUUAGCAACCGGCAAGCUAAUGGACUUACUUAACCCAUACCUCGAAUUAUACAACGGCAACGCUGCCCACAUGAUGUCUUACUUGAAUCUCGCUAACGACACCGACACUAAAGUGGUGACUGCGUACCAGGAGUGCAUAGAGCUGCAGCAGCAGAUCCACACAUGCACCAACAUAUUGAAGAAGUUACAGAACAGUACCGAUGCUAGUAGGAACCUACCGGUGUUGAUAGAUAAAGGACAAGUGUCCUCAGAAGCGCUACUGGAAGCCGCCUCUACAGACAAACUGAGAGUGAUCAGUGAGAAUAUCGUUGAUAUGUUGUUGUAUUUCUACUUUCAAAUGGGAGAUGUGCAAUACGCGGAGGUGGGUCGCUCGUGGUGCGUGACGGUGCUCCCGCUGGUGUGGGAGUGGGGCGGGCGCGGCGCGGGCGCGCUGGCCACGCUGGUGGCGCGCGUGUGCGGCGCCGCCGCCUGGUGGGGCGCGCACCUCGCCGACACGCUCACCGCCUCCUUCGCCGCCUACGACGCGCCGCCCACCUCGCUCGACAAAUGCCUAGUGCUGAUCAUCUACAUGUGCCGCAAGAGCCUGUACUCGCACGCGUCGGCGGAGGGCGGCGUGGCGCCGGCGCUGGCGGCGCGCGCGCUGGAGCUGGUGCGCGCGCCGCGGCCGCAGCCCGCCGUCACGGCCGCGCUGCUCACCGCGCUGGCCGCCGUGCUCGACACCGUGGCCGCGCACAACAACAGGCACGCCAGAUGGGAUUGGGUGACUGGCGGUCGCGCUGGCGGCAACUGCGGAUCUGGUAGCGAGACGGCAGCCUCGCCCCGUGCUGCCGAGUGCAAGCUGCACCGACGCAAGCUGCACAAGAAGCUGCUGCACCAAAUGCAGGAGCUGGAAGCCGCCCGGAGAGGCAUACAGGUCGCUCUUGAGGACCAACAAGUAUUGCAGCGCGCGCGGCUGAACCUGAAGGCGCGCAUGGCCAUGGUGGGCAAGCGCGGCGCGGCGCGCGGCGAGGCGGCGUGCGGCGCGGGCGAGCUGCGGCCGCGCCCGCUGCCCGCGCCGCUGGCCGCGCGCCUGGCGCACGCGCUCGUCGCGCACAUGCUGGCCGCCGACACCUGCGCGCACGCCGACGCGCUCAUGCUGGCCGCCAAGGUCGUUGGACGACUAUGCGCCCUAUCCGGUGGCGCCAGUCUAUUGGACCCGUCAUGUAUUCUCGGUCUAGCGCGAUUAGCGGUCACAUUGCCGCCCUGGCCGCAACAUGCACUUAUCACGUUACUACAGGACCUGGGCGAGUACGAGGGCGGCGAGUCCCCGGCCAGCCCGCCCGCGGAGGAGUCGUGGUGCGGCGCGGGGUCGUCGCGCGUGAUCCGCGUGCACGCGCCCGCCGCCGCCGGCUCGGCCGCCGCGCCCGCGCACCAGGCGCCGCCGCAGCCCAAGCCGCGCAAGUUCAAGGGACCCACCGUCGCAGAUUUGUUAGCGGAUAGUUUUGGUAUGGGGAAGACUACCAACUUCAAGCCCAAAAUAUUUUCCACAGCAGGUGGCAAUUUUGCAAUUAUCGACGUUGAGGAGCAACUCACGCAAGUAGCGGAGUCUGAUGACUCGGAGUCCUCCGAGGAGAAACUUGAACAAUGCUUUAUUGACGCUGUUAAGAAGGAGACCAGGACCAAGAUUAUGGACUGCACAUUCAUGGAGAACGUGAUCUCCUUGUGGCUCACACUGAACGGCUCGGCGUGGGGCAGUGCUGGCGCGUGGUCGCUCGCCACGCUGGCCGUGCCCACCGACACGCCGCGAAUACGUCUGGCCUCCGACACCGUCAACGCUCUGCUGCAGUCGCUCUGCACAUUGGAGAACAUAUCACUACGAUGUUGGGUGCUUUCAAUGCAAGCUUUGGCGUGGAUUGCCAGCUUACCGUUACAGACUGAAGGAAACAGUACGCAAACCAUGGGUCGCGUCAUUUUGGAAUGCGAGCAUUUCGUCCCGGCACUCGUCAAGUUUGUCACCAUGAAUGUUAACACUGACGGUGCUGUGGCUUCUUCGGAACCGUAUUUAGGCGGCGCUCAGAUCGGCGCGGGCGCGGGCGCGGCGUCGGCGCUGCACUCGGUGGUGUCGCGCGUGAUCUGCGCGCGCGGCGCGGGCGGCGCGCUGGCGGCGCUGCGGGCCGUGUGCGGCGUGUGGCGCGCCGGCGCCGACGCGGGGCAGGCGCACGACCUGCAGGCCACGCUGCUGCGUCUGGCGCACCCCAUGCUGCAGGUGCUCAGCGCCAGGCAUGUGCACCACGCCACGCCGCUCUUCCUCACCGUCGCGCACCAGUCGGUGUGGUGGGUGCGCGAGAGCUGCGGCUGGCGCGGCGAGGGCGGGUCGGAGGCGCGGCUGUCGGGGCUGCUGGCGGACGUGCUGGCGGGCGGCGGGUCGGGCGCGGUCCGGCGCGCGCCGCUCCGCCGCGCGGUUCUCGCGCAGCUGCUGCACUACUGCCGCAAGCUGCUCUCCGUGCCGCUGCCGCCGCACCAACUGCCUGCCAGCUCAUCAUCGUCGGCGUCGGUAUCGACAAGCGGCGAGCAGUCGCAGACGGACGAGAGCAAGGCGCAGCACAGCACCGCGCCCGAGGCCACCAACGUGGAGGACGAGCGCAAACAGCAGGCUGCCAGGACACCCUGCUUCGCCGAUACUGUAUUACAACAUCAGCAAAUUAUGCAGAAGUUCUACCGUACGCUGUCGAUCUGCGAUGGAAUGAAUACCGCUGCAUUGAAUUCAGGUAUGACUUCCGAGCCGUCGUCGCUGAAGGAGGAGGUGUUCUGGCUGGUGGCGCACAUGGCCACAGUAGCCUCUAACCCGGCUCUCAUGGUCACCAGUCUUAUGGAAUUCCUUAAAAAAGAAGAGGUCGUGAAUCUAUCGCAAGCGAUGCAGCAAUUGAUCAUACGCGUGCUGGACUACCCUGAAGCUCUCACAGCAUUUAUAGAAGCCGGUGGAUUAGAACUGGCCUUAGAGAAACUCACCGCAUGCCAUCAGGCGGGACCAAGCAGCGGUCAAGGUUUGGUCUCAUCGCUCAUGAACUACCUAAAGCUGCCGCCUCAGAUGAUCAACAUGUCGACACCAGCUUCGGCCGCCAACAAGAAGAACCAGCCGCCGGUCAUAGAGACCGCUAACGGCCUGGUCAAUAUAGCGCCGCUCUGCUCGGUGUCGUGCGGCAACCCGACGGCGCAGGCGGCGGACGUGCUGCUGGACGGCGGCGGCGGCAUGAGCGUGCGCGGCGCGUGCGCGGCCCGGCGCGUGCGGGCCGCCGCCUGGUCCUACCACUUCUUCAGCGCGGACGACGCCAGCCUCGCGCUCACGCUCACGCUGCCCUACGCCGUGCAGCUGCACGAGGUCCAGCUGCAGCCGCAUCUCACCAGCCUCGCCACGUGUCCGGGCGCGGUUGCCGUAGAAGCCGGGUGCGGUGGCACACUGGCCCCAUUGGGCCCGCCGCAGAACACUGCUGGCAUGACCUUCAUUCGCCUGGUGGUAGCUCGGCCUAUCGUCUGCACCACUGUACAGAUUCGACUCUACAAACCGAGGGAUUCCUCCAACAUGGGCUUGUUGCAGCUGAGGCUGCUUGCUGCUCCUGCAUUUAAUAGCAAUUCAGCCAGCACGCCUAAUACCAGCAACAAUUGGGCGUGUGUGGUAGCGGCGUGUACCCGCGCGGGCGGCGCGGCGGGAGCGGCCGCCGGCGCCCGGCUGGCGCGCGCUCGCGGCGGCGGCGCCGUCAGUGCGUUGUGCGCAUGCGCCGCCGCGGGCGGGCCCGCCGCCGCGCACGCGCACGCAGCCCUGCUAGCUGCUGCCAGACACGCGCCCGCACUGCGGGGACCACUCGUCACCGCGCUGCUCAACAUGGACGCAUACGCACAUGCUCACGCCUUCCAGGUGUCGACCAGUGGUCGCGUGAACGGCAGCAUGUGGGCGGUGUGCGAGCUGGUGCGGCAGCUGUGUCGCUGGUGCGCGGACGGCGCGGUGGCGGCCUACGUGCAGUGGCUGGCCGCCGCCGCCGAGCUGUGGCUGCGCCAGCGCGAGCCGCCCUCCGCCGCGCUCACGCACACGCUUGCCUCGGUAUUAUGGACGCUAAAAGAGAAGCGUAUCCUAGAGAACUUGGAAGAAUUGAUCACUGACGAUCUGUUUGAACUAGUCUACACAUGGGUGAAGGAUGUGCCCGAGUCAAGUCUACUGAAGAAAUCACUCGAUGCCAUUCUAUGUUCGAUGUGCUACAUCCGACCGGAGCUGUUCAUUAUGCUGUUGGAACACAUGGACAUACCAAUGUAUCAAGAUGAAAGCAUGGAAGGUCUGACAGACGACACGAAGGUGCAGUCCCCGUGCAGCAGCAGCAGCGGCAGCGGCGCGGGCGGGCGCGCGGGCGGCGAGGCGCGCGUGUCGUGGGAGGCGCGCGGCUGGCAGCUGCAGAGCAUCGCGGCCGCCGCCAUGUCGCCCGCCGCCACGCUGGCGCUGCUGCACUCGCGUCUGCCCGCCGCCGUCGUCAAGGCCAUCGUCGAAUUCAGCGAAGCCAAACUAGAAAUGAUAAAAGCGCAGCGCAGCUCACAAGAGGACGUGCAAAUGUCGGAUGCCGACAGGGAGUCUGCGCGAGCCAAGCCCGAGCUGCCGUCCAUGAAGAGUGUGUGGCAGCUGGUGGAGUGGGCGCGCGCCGUCUGCUGGUCGCGCAGGCUCAAGGACUGGCUCGGCGGGCCCGGGAACACCUUCUGGAAGCCGCUGCUCACGCUGCUGUGCCAUCCCAGACCACCCUACAGCACGUGGCAAGAGGAUGCUCAAUAUGCUCAACUGGAAGAAAGCACGAUCCGUUUGUUCGCCGAGUUGACAGUGUGCCACCCUGCUAAUCAGAAGUUGUUUGCAUCCACAUUGCAUAGCAUUCUAGAGUCGAUGCACUGUACUGGUCCGGAGGGCAUCUCCGGGUUCACGCGCGCGCUGAUCCUGCGCCUGGUGCUGUCGCCGGAGCGCGUGUGGGUGUCGCUGCGCUGGGCCGAGGGCGGCGCGGGCGCGGCGGCCGCCGGCUGCGCGCACCCCGCCUUCCUGGGCCACAGCGUGCUGCCGCUGCCGCUCGCCGCCACCGUGCGACAUCUGCUGUCCGACCAUCGCCCGCCCGUACCGAUAAUGGAAGAUAGCGCAAAAGUAUGCAUGAACACAGCAUCAGCCUGCGGGGGUAGCUCGGUACUCCGAAGCGCGUCAGACACCGCGAUCACUACCGCGGCGGAGGCCUGGGAACUAAGUCUGGCCGCCGCCAGCGCUUCCAAGGACAAGCGCGUCAAGGACGUCAAGAAUACCUCACUCAAACAAGCCAGUAGCAAGAAGAGACAGACCAAGACCAGUAAUGAUGCUUCGGUGCUCUCUGUUACUGAUGAUCUAAUAGACACGACAAUCCGAGUGCAAGUCCCCGGGCUUGAAGGGUUCAUCCCUCCGAGCACAACACUCGCGCAGUUGACAGCCGUUGUACCACAUGUAUUUGGGCCACAUCUCGCGUUCACGCUACAUCUUAACACUAACGGAGCGUGGACGGGCCCUAGCUGGGACGCCGGGGCGGCGGCGGGCAGCAGCUCGGGCGCGGGCGCGGGCGCGGGCGCGGGCGCGGGCAGCAGCGCGGCGGGCUCGGGCGUGCUGCGCUGGUUCGGCGCGGUGGGCGGCCUGGCGCUGGUGGCGGCGCGCCUGCCGCGCCCGCACGCCGCGCCGCCAGACCCGCCCGCGCUGCUGCACCAUCACCACGACCUCGACUGGGUCAAGCUCGACGACCCCUACGAGGAGGUGGUUGAACUGGGCGUCAGUUCAGCCAACAACGGCAUGGAGGAGAGCGGGUGUACCGGAGUGCCGGCGCACGCACUAGUAGCGUUAGGCCUCUUGCUCAAAUUGCCGGGCUAUGCGGACGCCUUGCUGGAUGAGGGCGCGAGGGCAUGCCAUCUACUCAGACUACUGCUCGGAGUUACGCAUGAUGAGGAUGGACGCAGCAUCGCGGUGGGCGACCCCCGCGGCGGCGGCGCGGGGUCGCUGGGCACGCUGCCGUUCAGCGUGGUGGCGCGCCUGCUGGAGCGCGCGCCGCGCAACACGGACGACGGGCGCGCGCUGCGCCGGGCGCUGCUGGCGCGCGGCGCCGUGCGCCUGCUGCUGGCCUGCCUCGCCGUCUUCACGCACCACCGACCCAACUCCAACGAUAACAGCCAAGCUUCAAACGGUUCAACGGGCAAGUCGGAAGAGAAGAGCCAGUUGUAUUGGGCGAAGGGCACGGGCUUCGGCACGGGCUCCACGCAGCAGUCGUGGAAUGUCGAGCAAGCGCUCGUGCGACAGCGAACGGAAGAAGAACACGUCACAGUUCUGCUACAGGUGUUAGCAUCAUACAUGAACCCCGGUGAGAAGUGGCCGCCGGAGGAGGGCGCGGCCGAGAGCGCGGAGCGAGACGGCGACGCGGACGACUCGCACGACUUGCCCGCUGAGUUUAUUGAACUCGUCGCCAACAGCUCACUAGUCCCUGCUAUCUGCUCAUAUCUCAGAAAUGACUCAGUGCUGGACAUGUCGCGGCACAUCCCGCUGUACGUGCACGUGCUGCGCUGCGCGCGCGCGCUGCACGCGCUGGGCGCGCGGCGGCUGGGCGGCGCGCUGCGCCCGCUGCCGCGCCUGCUCGCCAUGAUGAGCCGCACCACCAACUCCUACGCCACCAAGCUAAGAAUGAGCAAGAAAAAUAUAUUCGGUAAAAUGACAUAUAGCCAAAGAUUUAGUACUUCAAGUAAUUCAGAGUUGUCCGAAGAAGACGAAGGACUCGCCGCACUUAUUGCUGAUAUACAAGCAACGUCAGCGCUGAUGUGUCGUCGGAGAGCGAGGCGGAGUCCGGGCGCAGCAGCGGCGCGCCGCAGCCGCUCAGCGGGGCCUCGCGCGAGGGCGCGCUACAUCGAGCUCAUGCGGACCAUGCAGUUUGAGACGUUCGAGAUGAUCGCGGAGUGCGCGGAGAACGGGUUCCGCUUCCUGGUCCCGUACCACUUCGAGGGCGCCGUGCGCGCGGCGGGCAGGCGCGCCCACCCCGCGCGCAUGAAGCGCCUCGCGCAGGAGGCCGCCACGCUCGCCACCUCGCUGCCGCUCUCCUACUCCUCCUCAGUCCUAAUAACGGGUCCGUCGGACACGCCAUACGCGAACGGCUGCUUCGUGCUAGACGUGUACUUCCCGGCGGAGUACCCGGCGGUGCCCAUGCUCAUCAACCUGGAGACUACGGGGCGCCACUCCGUGCGCUUUAACCCUAACCUGUACAACGACGGCAAGGUGUGCCUGUCCGUACUCAACACCUGGCACGGCCGCCCCGAGGAGAAGUGGAACGCGCACACCUCUAGUUUCCUACAGGUAAAUAACUGGUGUCACUUAGCUUAUUAACCUUUCGUGUGUUUUAGACGUGGAUCCACGUUCGAAAAAUCUUUACCCUCGUGUGCCUAAGCGUGGAUCCACGUCCAAAACUAACAAACUUUUUAAAUGCGAUUUUGUUCUCUAUUCUUUGGACUUUUGGGUAAAUUUUUUUUUGCAACGAAAACGUACUGAAUGAAUCUGUCACGGGCGGCCAUUAGACUGAAUGGAUUUCGUCAUGGGAAUGGGAUCGACAAGUAAAAACAAGUGCAUUCUGGUGACACGUGCGACCGGUGAAAUUCCUUUUGUGUGAUUCUCACGAAAAUAAACAACUGAAUUCAUCAUGGUUGUGGUCCUGGAUCUUGACCGGUUUUUGCAUAAACGCGACUAUAUUUCUUGCUAUAAAGGAGAGUGUAUGUGGCCAUGGGAGGAAACCCAUUUCUUGCGGGAAAAUAUUUGUCAUAUUUGCCACACGGAAGUUAAUAACUCCAUAAGGCACUUCCGUGUCAUCAUGAGUAGAAAUACAAUUCGUCGGCUUCUACUAUCAAAUUUUUUCUGGUGCAAAUGUGGUUAUAGUGUAUAUGAUCACUAUCCCCAGACGAAUGUUGCUCAUAAAUUCUUAAUUUUAAUUUGAUUCUUUUUUUAAAUUCAUUGAUCAGAUCAUUCCAAGAAGAAUAUGUUUUUAUUUUCAAAAAUAAAAUUGAUUUCUUAAUCAAAUUAACUCAUUUUCUCUACGUGGACACAAGAAGGUACUAGGCAAGAUCUACGUCGUCCAAUAAACUAUUAAAUGGCAUAAUUGACUAACUGGUAAUGGAGCCAGACCGAAUUAUUGACGACGUCGGGCUUCCCGAAGCCAGCACUUCAAAAAGUGUGGGUACCGGAAGACAUUUUCCCGAUGACGACGAUUAUGAUUGGCAGCCUAAUCAAAGGCCUCAUGACCUUGAUAUGUCUUAUUCCGAGAUACUCAGUGGGCCAUUAGGCGAGGAGCUAAGAGUGGAUUCGGGCAGUGAGGAAGAGGAGGAACCUAUGUCGCUGGAGGAGCUUCGAGCUAUCCUGGAAGAGACAGCCGAAGAUGUUGAGGAAGAUCCCGAAGAACACGAGAGGCUGUCUGAAUCUUUCAAUUGGUCAAGCGAUUAUAGUACAUUUAGAGGUCAACCGGAAGUUUAUUCCCAGGCAGGCGAGCGAGGUCCCAAUAUUAAGGAAACAGAUCCUCUGAAGCUAUUCACUCAUGUUUGGGAUCACGAUAUAAUGAACAGUAUUGUGGCACAGACCAACGAGUAUGCCUGGCAAACGAUAGCGCAAGCAUCCGAGUUACCGGACGGUAUCUCGGCGCAUUCUCGAUUAAAUGAUUGGGUAGAAACCACUACUGAUGAGCUGUACAAGCUCUUUGCGGUGAUGAUUUUUAUGUCGCUGAUGGUCGCAGGACGUGUGAGUGAAUACUGGAGCACGGGUACCCUGGCCAUGCCAGGUUUUCGUAAACUUAUGAGUAUAAAACGGUACUGGCUACUCAUGCGUUUCCUGCACUUUGUCGAUAACAAUACUAUCAGUGUUCAUGGUUCCGAUCGUAAAGUUGCUAAGAUACAACCCAUCAUUGACCAUUGUAAUAAAAAGUUUAAUAGCAUGUACACGCCUCGCAGAGAAAUAAGCAUUGACGAAUCGUUGCUGCUUUUUAAAGGACGCUUGAGUUGGAUUCAGUGUAUCCGUACAAAAGCAGCACGGUUUGGUAUCAAAUUUUAUGAACUUUGGCGAGGCGGUUACAGGCUAUUUGCUCAAAUUUGAGGUUUACACGGGAAAAAAAUAUCCACAGACAGGGGACUCUGCGGAGGACUCCUUGUAUGGCUUUACGAGCGCAAGUGCGAAAGUGGUGCUAAGGCUCAUGCAAAGAUUCCUCAACAAAGGUCACUGUCUUGUAAUGGAUAACUUUUAUAAUUCAGUUACUUUGACACGAUUUUUAAAGUUGAAUAAGACCGAUGUCAUCGGAACUCUGAACAGGCGAAGAAUGGGGACACCGAGGGACAUACAAAUUCUCAACGAAAGGAAACUUCAAAAAGCAGCAGUGGUAAGUAGACACUGUGGUGACGUAUCUGUCUUAUCCUGGAAAGACGUUAAAUUAGUAACCACAGUGUCGACUUACCACAAUGCGGACAUGUUGCCUGGAAGAAGAGCAGGACAACAAAUAUUGAAGCCUGUGGUUGUGCACGACUACAAUAAGUACAUGGGCGGUGUAGAUUUAAAAGAUCAAAUGCUGUCCAUGUACUUAAUGGAACGCAAAAGGGGGAUGAAAUGGUACUUGAAAGUGUUCAAACGGCUAAUAAAUGUUAGCAUUUUGAACAUUUUUAUCAUACAUCGCGAGAACAGCACAAAUCCCCUCAGCCACAGGCAAUUCAGAUAUAAAUUGGCGGAGCAACUGGCUCAGAAAUACCCAAAUUUGACCUUAUCUCGGCUAAUAAAUCCUCCUGCUCUUCUCCGCUUAGAUGGUGAUAAUCACUUUCCAAUCUAUGCAGAUUCUUUAGAAGAUCGAGCGGGGAGCAAAAGAAACAAAAUUAAAAGAAACCGCUGCGUUCGUUGCUCCUUAAAAAAAA